AUGGCGUUUCGAAGUACGUUGCAAUGUUUCGAGUGCUUUCGAGCAUCCAAGCUGAUGCCGUACAAACCCUCGUUCUUGUUUCGUCUGGUUAGUGAUAUCGAUGAGUAUGAGCGGUUUGUACCGUUCUGUCAGAAAUCUAAAAUUACGAGCAGAGAUCUUACAACAGGAUUGCCAAAUAAAGCAGAUUUAACUAUAGGAUUUGGUAGUUUUUGCGAAACGUUUGAUAGUCGAGUGGUUUGUGAUCCAGUUGAGAGAACUGUCCUGGCAGAUGCUUCUCAUCACCGCUUGUUUCAAUAUUUGAAAACCAACUGGAAAAUAGCGGAGGCUUCUAAAGGAAGAGUACGAGUAGAUUUGGAGGUGGAAUUUGAAUUUGCGAGCAAACUACAUAGCGUUGUAAGCAAAAUGGCAGGUUCCACAGUAGCUACGGAGAUUAUUCAGGGAUUCGUGGAUCAAGCCAAACGGAAAUAUCAAAUGGAACUCUCAAAGGAAUCAACUAAAGACGAUUCUUCGAAUGUCCCAUGA
Molecule: messenger RNA, 522 nt
Organism: Schizosaccharomyces octosporus yFS286
Lineage: Eukaryota; Fungi; Ascomycota; Schizosaccharomycetes; Schizosaccharomycetales; Schizosaccharomycetaceae
Product: ubiquinone binding protein Coq10
Exons: 1
Coding region: 1-522 (173 amino acids)
Biological process (GO): cellular respiration; ubiquinone biosynthetic process
Cellular component (GO): mitochondrion
Molecular function (GO): ubiquinone binding
Source: RefSeq, a predicted model, not a curated record